Molecule: messenger RNA, 2124 nt
Organism: Daucus carota subsp. sativus
Lineage: Eukaryota; Viridiplantae; Streptophyta; Magnoliopsida; Apiales; Apiaceae
Product: pentatricopeptide repeat-containing protein At4g02750
Exons: 1
Coding region: 71-2062 (663 amino acids)
Molecular function (GO): protein binding
Source: RefSeq, a predicted model, not a curated record
GGACGGAGGGAGUAAUUAUAAAAGUAGUACUAUUAACUUUAAGAAUGAGUUGGUAAAAAAGCGGUAUGGAAUGUUGUUCAGAUUUGGACACGGAAACACACUCAAACUCAGUCAUUUUUACUAUUCAACACAAUGCUUCAGAAGCUCAGCUCCAGCCACACUCCCCAAUUUAAAGCCUCUCAACUCUCAGAUAUCAAGUUACAUGAAAAAUGGCUACAUUUAUGAAGCGCGGAAGCUGUUCGAUGAAAUGCCUCAACGAAAUACAGUAACCUGGAACGCAAUGAUUCGUGGGUAUUUUCAAAAUGGGCAUUUUGAUGAGGCUGUGUGGUUGUAUAAUCAAAUGCCUCAUCGUGAUAUCUUCUCGUAUAAUACGAUGAUCGCGGGCUUGAUGCAAUGCGGGGAUGUAAGUGGGGCAAAGGAGGUGUUUAAUUACAUGCCUUGUAAAGAUGUUGUGUCAUGGAAUUCAAUGAUUUCUGGGUUUGUUCGAAAUAGGUUAAUGAGUGAUGCUUUGAAUGUAUUUGAUAAGAUGGUUAUGAAGAAUGUGAUUUCUUGGAAUUUAGUGAUUGCUGGUUUAGUUGGUAAUCAAGAACUGGAUUUGGCGGAAAAGUUGUUUGGUGAAAUGGGUACGAGGGAUGUUGUGUCGUGGACUGUUAUUAUGUCUGGACUUGUAAAUGCAGGACGGAUUGCUGAAGCUCGGAGGUGUUUUGAUGAUAUGCCUGUUAGAGAUGUUCAAGCUUGGAAUACAAUGAUAGAGGGGUAUAUAAAAGUUGGGUAUACUGGGAUUGCUGAAGUUUUGUUUCAUAAGAUGCCUGGGAAGGAUUUGAAGUCUUGGAAUGAUAUGAUAAGUGGUUUGGUCAGCAGUAGUAGAGUGCAUGAUGCUCUGAGGCUAUUUAGUGAGAUGCCUGAAAAGUGUAAUAGAUCCUGGAACUCGGUCUUUUUUGGAUUAGUAAGGAAUGGACUUGUGAAAGAAGCUCAUGCACUUCUUGAGAAGACUCCAUUCCAAGAUGUUGUAUCAGAAACGAAUCUGAUUUUAGGUUACUUCGACAUAGGCGAGGUUGAGAAUGCUGUGAAAGUAUUCGAAUUGAUGGGAAUUCGUGAUACAACAGCUUGGAAUGCUACAAUCUUUGGACUGGGGGAAAAUGAUCACGGGGAGGAAGGCAUCAAACUGUUCAUUAAAAUGCGAGAAGGAAAUGUUUCAGUGGACGAGGCUACGUUUACAAGUGUCCUUACAAUAUGCUCAAAUUUGCCAUCCUUAGAGCUAGGGACGCAAACUCAUCCCCAAGUAAUUAAGAUAGGACUGGAAUGUUUUGUUCCAACUUCUAAUGCAUUGAUUACCAUGUAUGCUAGAUCCGGAAACGUGGGCUCUGCCUUACGAGAGUUCUCUUUUAUGCGCAGCAAACGUGACAUUAUUUCCUGGAAUUCUAUAAUAUGUGGAUUAGCUUGUCAUGGACAUGGUGAGGAAGCUCUAGAGAUGUUUAAACAGAUGAGAAUGACAGAAGAAAAGCCUAAUCAGAUAACCUUUAUUGGGGUAUUAUCCGCUUGCAGCCAUGCAGGACUUGUAAAACAAGGCAAAUAUUUCUUCAAUUUCAUGAAAAAUGAGUGUCAUGUAAAGCCAACAAAUGAGCAUUAUACCUGUAUUGUCGAUCUGUUAGGUAAAUCUGGACUUAUAAAAGAGGCACUAACUAUUUUGGAUCAAAUGAGAGCUGAUGGGGUUGAAGUUCCGUCAAGUGUUUGGGGAGCUUUACUUGGAGCAUGUAGAAUACACAAGAAUCUAGAGGUGGGUAAAAUUGCAGGGGAAAAUGUUCUCAAGUUAGAACCUUUAAACUCAGGUGUGUAUAUGAUCCUGGCAGAGAUGUACAUGGAUAGUGGAAAGAGAUUCGAAGCUGAAAAGAUAUGGUAUCGGAUGAGAGAAAAGGGUGUGAAGAAGCAACCUGGAUGUAGUUGGAUAGAGAUCAACAACAAUGGCAGUGUUUUUAUUGCAGGAGAUAAUUCGCACCCUCGCUUUUCUGGCAUAUGUUAUGUUUUAGACUUGAUGCACGCAGAAAUGGGGGUUGAAAUGUAGUACUGAUAUGUAUCAGGAUUUGGAGUUGCUAUAUUAAUUUUACUAAUUUUUUAACCAUUAAA